AUGAAGGUUACGGUGGUGAUCUCGGCUUUUGCUUUCCUGGCUCGGCCAUUCGCGUCGGCGGCAUCCAGCCUCGCGUACUGUGCGUCAGAGAACACGGGGUCUUCUUUCAGUGCAGUUAGCAACAUAUAUCAAUCAAAUGGAGCUUGUCAAAUUACUUGCGCCAAUUAUGCCCUAGGAAUCCUACAAGGAAAGAGAUGCUGGUGCUCAAACGUUGCUCCCUCUGAUGCGUCGCAAUCCGAUACCUCGGAAUGUAAUAGCUCGUGUCCGGGUUAUCCAGCAGACAGUUGUGGAAGUGCAUCCAAAGGAGUGUUCGCCUACGUGGAAAUUAUGGGCAACGAUGUCACUAGCACAGCCGGUGAUUCACAAACCUCAACAACCACCUCAUCGUCAUCGUCAGCCUCAACAUCAACGUCAACCUCAACGUCAACCUUGAGCUCAACAUCAACCUCAACCUCAUCAACAACGUCGGAUCACACAACCAGUACCUCGGCUACCCUCUCAGUCCAGACCAACUCUGGCGGCCAAGUGAAGACCAUCACCGUGUCUGGCUCAAGUUCGACUGCGGGCGCUAGCGCUGAUUCCGCACCGGCUAGCACCAGCCAUACCAGCUCGAAACUGAGUGGAGGUUCCAUCGCAGGCAUUGUGAUCGGUGUUCUUGGAGGACUCGCACUGAUUGGUGCUCUCAUAUUUUUGAUCCUUUUCUACCGCAAACGUGCUCGUGCCGUCAGCCCUAUCCCAAGCCAGGACAUGGCUGAAGACAGAAAUGGCAGGGGAUCAAGCUUUAUGGGAGGUCUGUUCCCGCGGGGCAAUGGGCAAGGCUCUGCUGGUGGAUCUACUCCCGCUCGUUCGGGCACAAUUUUCACCGAUCGGCGAAUGAAGACCAACACUGUUAUCUACCCGAACGGUGCUCGAGACAGCAGCGUUUCGCUGCAAGACAACGAAGACUACUCUCGUCCUGUUCUUCGGCUUACCAACCCCGACUAA
Penicillium digitatum Pd1 is the source of this 984-nucleotide messenger RNA. Its product is annotated as putative ER membrane protein Wsc4. NCBI's taxonomy places the organism in Eukaryota, Fungi, Ascomycota, Eurotiomycetes, Eurotiales, Aspergillaceae. The record is from RefSeq and is a predicted model, not a curated record.